This is a messenger RNA of Styela clava, 2430 nucleotides long. RefSeq names its product RNA-binding protein NOB1-like. Gene Ontology annotation, cellular component: preribosome, small subunit precursor. Gene Ontology annotation, molecular function: RNA endonuclease activity. Gene Ontology annotation, biological process: maturation of SSU-rRNA; ribosomal small subunit biogenesis. The record is from RefSeq and is a predicted model, not a curated record. NCBI's taxonomy places the organism in Eukaryota, Metazoa, Chordata, Ascidiacea, Stolidobranchia, Styelidae.
GAAAUUUAAUGUUGGUCAUUUGAUUUUCAUGCUGUUAAGAUUUUAAUAUUUUAUGUAGAUUAACCAUUUAUUUUUCAUAUUUUCUUUUCACAAUCUUUGUAUUAAGUGUCUGAUCUCUAAAAUUCACAUAAUGCAGCAAUGCGGUUUGGAACUUGAAUUUACUUUACAAUCUAUUAAUCUGGAUUCUUUAAAUAUUUUGAUAGUACAGAGUUUGUGGGUAACUAUUUUGGUUCCGAUCAAUACUGUUAGCUAGUGUUCUGAGAAAAUUGCUCACUGUAUUAAAAGUUGUUGGCAUGAGAAUUGAAACAAUCGAAAUCAUUCCAGUAGCCUGUAAUCACUUAAUUAUUGAACACAGAAGUGUACAUAUGAAUGAUUUCGUUAUUAUGAAAUCACAUUCCACUGUAAAUCUCCUCCUGACGUGUAAUUGAUCAAACCAGAUUAUUUUCCAUGCAACCAUAUAUAUAUAAAGUAGUGCAUAUUCAUGUAAAAGAUACUUUUCAUAUAUCAUUGUUAGCAUCAGGUGGAUAGCUAGUUAUUGAUUUAAUUGAAAUUUCUGUAUGUUCCACUGUACUAUGUUUCAUUGACAUUAUGCCUUUUUCUGGAAAUAUUCCUAGAUCAUCUGGGAGCUAAAAAGGUGUGGUCCUCUGAUUAUGAAUCCAAUUCUUUUAUAUUUUGGACCAAACUUCUUUUGUCUUGUUAUGAUGUCAAAGUUUUAUUGAUAUGCUUGGCCUAUUGUUAUGGGGCUGUAUGUAAUCUAAGACUAUUUAAAUUUUUAUUGAGUUAUAUAUCUUCUAUUUUUGAAUUACAUUCCUUGUUUUUUUAGUUUAUAUGUGAAAUAUUCAAGUUUAUUUACAUUUACUGUAAUCAUGGUAAAAGCACAACAUCUAGUUGUAGAUUCCGGUGGAUUUUUAAAAAAUGCCAAUAUUCAAUCCAUGGGAGAAAAAAUUUACAGCAUAAGGGAGGUUGUUACAGAAAUCAGGGAUAAAGCCACACGACAAAGACUUUCGUUUCUUCCAUAUGAAAUCAAUUUUAAACAACCUACUCCUGAAUCCAUACAAAAAAUUGUUGAUGCAUCAAAAAGGACAGGUGAUUAUCCUAGUUUAUCGUUAGUUGAUGUGAAAGUCUUGGCAAUGACUUAUGAGCUGACAGAACAAAAUUCUCCCGAGUCGAUACAAGAAAUUGGGGAUGAUGCAAAAGGCGAGAUUCAAUUUGGAGGAUCAAAUGAUAUGAAUGGCAAUUUACCUGGAUUUUAUGUUCCAUCACAAGACAGUGAAAUAGACACCGAAGAAGAGUUUCAAAAUGACCCAGAGGAGGGUGAUCCAAAUGAAACCACAGAUGAUUCUAAUACUCCUAUGGAGCAGGAAAAUGAUGUUGAUGAAGAUGAAGGAUGGAUCACCCCUGAUAAUAUUCAAAAGAUCCAGCAGGAUGAAAGAGGAGAUUCAGACCUCAAUGUGCAAGUUGCUUGUAUUACGACUGAUUUUGCAAUGCAGAAUGUUUUACUUAAAAUGGGACUCAAUGUCUUCUCAGUUGAUGGAAUGCUCAUUAAAACUGUCAGGAGUUAUGUCUUAAGGUGUCAUGCUUGUUUUUUCAUUACAAAACUCAUGACAAAAAAGUUUUGUCCAAAAUGUGGGAAUAACACCCUGAAACGUGUACCUGUUGAAAUAAAACCUGACGGAUCCGUAAAAUAUUUCCUUUCGCGUAAUCCAAAAGUUUUAAGCAAAAGAGGUAAGAAAGUUUCAUUGCCAAUGCCUAAGGGUGGUAAGCAUGCAAUCAAUCCUAUUCUGUGUGAAGACCAGCCCAUUCCUCAGAAUAGAUUGAGUAAAAAAGCAAUGCAGAAGACUAAUGUGUGGAGCGAUGAAUAUGCCAUUGAUGGGAAUCCUUUUGCAUUGAAUGAAACUGAAAGUAGGUCAUUUAAACUUGGAUUACGACAAGGAAACAGAUCUGGAGGACGUCGUGGAAACCCUAAUGCUGUAAAUCGAAAAUUUGUAAAGCGAAGAUAACAUUUUCGUGAAUUUUUCAAUUGACUUGAUUUACCGUAUUUAGUAAUUACGGUUUACCCAUUUUAUUGUGGUUAGAGGACUGAUUUUUAGGAUGCAUGUAUGUUUUCAAUGUCAUUUGCCAAAUACUAUGAGCUUUCCCCUAAUGUUAAAAGUUUAUUCAGUGUGAAUAUAACGAUGUAUAGAAUUUUGAGAUUUUCGCAUUUGAAAACUAUUAAAAAUAAUUGCACCAAAUUACUGAUAAAUGCCUCACUUUGUGCAUAUUAUAUUAAAACAUUUAUUGUAGAGGUCGUUUUCAAACUCGACAAUUCCAUUUAUUAGAUAGAUACAAUAAUUUCCAGAUAUUGACUACUGUCCUCUUCAGUGCAGUGUUUGGUAAAUAAUUUAUAUUCAUUCAUCACUCUUACUUAUCUGUCUUUACCUUAUUUCACAG